Messenger RNA from Hydra vulgaris (swiftwater hydra), 1123 nucleotides. The record is from RefSeq and is a predicted model, not a curated record. Lineage: Eukaryota; Metazoa; Cnidaria; Hydrozoa; Anthoathecata; Hydridae.
UUGUAGUAUGUCCGAAUUACAACAACAACAUAUUCAUGUUGUUUAUAACAGCAAAAAUAUUCAUGACUGAACCUAUAACAUAGUCUGAUGUGGUUUUAGUUUUGAUAUGAUAAUUUAUUUAUGAUUUAAAUGAAAUUUUUGAAUCAUAGCUAAAGUUUUCAGCUUGAAACCUACCUGAAAUGCACAUGUGACAUAUUAAAAGUUUUCAUGGUUUUGAAUUUUAAAUUCUUGAUAACAAGGCUAGGUUUAGAGUUCAGAAAGCUUUGGUUUUAUAUAAUAAAAAAUGUGUGUAAUUUGGUAUUUUGGUUAAAUAAUCUUACUGUAAUAUAAAGUUAUAAUAUGAUAAAUAAUUUGUUGUUUAUUUUUAAUUGUUUUAAUAAGAAGCUAAUAUGAAGAGAAAAGGAUGUUUUUAGAAUUAAAGGCAUAGUUAUAAUAGGGUUGGUAGUGGAACAGAUGAGAGCAUGUGGUUAGAUGUUGUGCAGAUGUUUGAUAACAUAUAGAGAGCCUAUAUACUCAGAGAGCGGAUAUACGUGUGAUCGUUUUUGAUUGGUUGUUCGAUUUUUAUGAUUUUAGACGCCAUCUUUUUGCCAAAAAUACUAAUUGCGAUUAAAGUCUACUACUAAAUUUGUAUAAAAUAUUUGUAAAAGUAUGCCUGGUUGUGCUGCAGUAGGUUGCCAUAACAGGCCUGAGAAAGGAUUUAUUAUGAAAUGCUUCCCAAGAAAUAAAAAACAACGGACGAUUUGGACUUCUAAAGUUAAACGACUUAACUGGAUACCUACAAACACAAGCUUUUUAUGUGAAGUACACUUUGAUGCUGAUCAAUGGGAAAAAACCAGAGAAGAUGGGUCAAGAAAACUCAAACAUAAUGCAAUUCCUACUGUCUUUAAACAUGUUAGAGCAAAAUAUAAGCAAAAAAAUCCACUCUAACGUUUUCCAAUACCAAAAAAAAAGAAAAUAAGUUGUAUAGAAAGUGGAGAAGUUGUGGAAUAUGUUUUAAUUGAAGUAAAUAACAAUGAAGUAUCUGAAUCACUUUGCACAACUUUGAUAAAAGUUUACUUAUACAAGAUUUAAAUGCGAAAUUGGAGAGAUUAAAAAAAAAAGUCAUUAAUCAAAAAAAAAAAAU